Euleptes europaea (tarantolino) is the source of this 1372-nucleotide messenger RNA. RefSeq names its product L-gulonolactone oxidase-like. The transcript has 11 exons. Gene Ontology annotation, cellular component: membrane. Gene Ontology annotation, molecular function: FAD binding; D-arabinono-1,4-lactone oxidase activity. The coding region runs from base 59 to 1315 and encodes 418 amino acids. Lineage: Eukaryota; Metazoa; Chordata; Lepidosauria; Squamata; Sphaerodactylidae. The record is from RefSeq and is a predicted model, not a curated record.
UGGCCAAGGAGGUGUUAAAUUCCAAAACUGGGCUAAGACCUAUGGCUGCUCUCCAGAAAUGUAUUUCCAGCCAACCACGGUGGAAGAGCUCAAAGAGAUCUUGGAUCUGGCCAGGCAGAGAAGUAAGAAGGUGAAAGUGGUUGGGGGUGGACACUCCCCUUCGGACAUUGCCUGCACAGAUGACUUCAUGAUCCACAUGGGAAGGAUGAACAAGAUCCAGAAGAUAGACAAAGAGAAGAAGCAGGUGACAGUGGAGGCUGGGAUCCUUCUCUCCGAUUUGAAUGUGGAGUUAAACAAACAUGGCUUGGCUUUGCCCAUUCUAGGGGCAGUUUCAGAUGUGGCGGCUGCUGGGGUCAUUGGCACCGGCACACACAACACCGGCAUUCGGCACGGCAUAUUUGCUACUCAGGUAGUAGCUUUGACAUUGUUGACAGCUUCUGGGGAAAUCCUGGAGUGCUCCGAAUCCAUGAAUCCUGAACUUCUCCAAGCUGCCCGUGUACACCUGGGCUGUUUGGGUGUCAUCAUCAACGUCACAUUCCAGUGUGUGAUGGAGUUCUAUCUGCAAGAGACCACCUUCCCAUCCACUCUCAAGGAGGUACUGGACAACUUAGACAGUCACCUGAAGAAAUCUGAGUAUUUCCGUUUCCUGUGGUUCCCUCACAGUGAAAAUGUCAGCGUCAUAUACCAGGAUCAUACCAACAAGCCUCCCUGCUCCUCAGCUAGCUGGUUCUGGGACUACGCCAUUGGAUAUUACCUGCUGGAGCUCCUUCUCUGGAUCAGCACGUUCCUGCCCUUCCUGGUGCCCUGGAUCAACCGCUUUUUCUUCUGGCUCCUCUUCACCAGCAAAGUUGAACAUAUGAACUUAAGCUACAAGGUCUUCAACUACGAGUGUCGUUUCAAGCAGCAUGUGCAGGACUGGGCCAUCCCUAUUGAAAAAACAAAAGAGGCUCUUUUGGAGCUGAAGGGGAUACUGGAGAGCAACCCCAAAGUGGUCGCCCACUACCCAGUGGAAGUGCGCUUCACCCGAGGGGACGAUAUUCUUCUGAGCCCCUGUUUCCAGAGGGACAGCUGCUACAUGAACAUCAUCAUGUACAGGCCCUAUGGGAAGAAUGUCCCGCGUCUUGACUACUGGCUCGCCUACGAGGGAAUUAUGAAGAAGUAUGGAGGGAGACCACAUUGGGCAAAGGCUCAUACCUGCACCCGGAGGGACUUUGAGAAGAUGUAUCCUGAGUUCCCAAAGUUCUGCACCAUCAGGGAGAAGCUGGAUCCCCGGGGAAUGUUCCUGAACGCCUACCUGGAGAAGGUCUUCUAUUGAUAGCUGGGAUGGAGAAGGUGGCGAUGGGAAGGGAUGGGGAAAUAUCUCUAGUGGCCA